AUGGUCGAGACAGCCAUGCCAUCUCCCUCCACAAGUUCCAUCCCAUCCGCGGCACCAACUUCUUAUUCAGAGUACUGGCUGUUGCUUUUCCCUGAAUCAACAGUCUCUGCAAUUCAGGAGGACCCAGAAUCACCCCAGUCGAUGGCAUUUGACUGGCUCAUGGAAGAGAUUGACAUCCUACACAACCUUUCGGAACAGAGAGUUGUGCAGCGUUUUGUUCUUGCAACUUUCUAUUUUGCCAACAGUGCAGAACAUUGGUACUCAAAUAGUCACUGGCUCAACCACAGUGUUCAUGAGUGCCUUUGGCAUUCAAGUUUGGAGGCAUGGUAUUUCUUUUUUGAGGCCAGCAUAGUUUUCCCACUGGAUUACCUCAGUCCCUGUGAGCAAGAACCAGCUGGAUAUCUAGAGGAUGGUAUCUUGUACCAGGGAGAUGGAAUCAUCAAGCACUUUUGGUUGUCAUUGAAUGGUCUAUCAGGAUCAGGGAUUCCGCCAGAGCUCUAUUUGCUUACCGACCUCAAGAGCUUGGCAUUGGAUGGAAUAAACCUUACCAGCACCAUCCCAGAAGAGCUUUCUGGCCUUUCCAAUUUGGAGUACCUUUCCAUGAAUGACUGUGGCCUUUUUGGCUCCAUUCCCGAAGCAAUUGGGCGAUUGUUGAAACUUGGAACCAUGUACUUUGCCCUCAACUCCCUGACGGGAACUAUUCCGUCAUCCCUGUUUUCCCUGAACUCCAUGAGAGCCAUUGUUCUAUCAGAAAACCUGAUUACAGGACCAGUACCAACAAGACUUGGAUUGCUAACUGACUUGCUGGGUGUUGCAUUUGACUCCAACCUUUUCACUGGGACAAUUCCCACAGAAUUUGGGCAAAUAACUUGGUUAAGCUCCCUGCUCCUGCACGACAAUAUUCUGAGAGGCACUAUCCCAACCGAGCUUGCAGUUCUUGCAGACAUGGAACUUCUGCAACUGCAUAACUCGGGUCUUUUAGGGACAAUCCCUAGAUGGCUUGGGAACAUGAAAUCCCUGGACACAUUGACAGUGUCCGAGAACUCCUUUACUGGGACUAUCCCAACAGAGCUUGGCCUGCUUACCAAGUUGUCUGCCUUAUGGCUUGAUUCGAAUGCUUUGUCGGGCACAAUCCCAAGCGAAUUUGGAAUGUAUGAGGAAGCCCUUGUGUUGUGCUUCGAGAACAACAACCUGAUAAUAACCAUUCCUACAGAGCUUGGUCGGCUUACUGGUAUAUUGCAGUUGUUGCUGUUUGACAAUGAUUUGACCGGAACAGUGCCCCUGGAGCUUGGCAAUGUUCCUUUCCCUGCACCUUAUGGUCAAGUCUUGUUGCAUGGAAAUGCACUUUCUGGCAUUAUCCCUGAGAGCUUGUGCUCUGCCUACAGUCUUACUUUUGACUGCAGCACCUUCCUGUGCGGAUGUGACUCGUGUAUCUGUUCCGACAAUAGAACAUCUCCAAUACUGGAGAGAGAGACUUCCACUGAAGAUGGUCAGCUACUGAUCCAGGCUAACCAAACUGGGGGGAACCUAACUGAACGCUGAACAGAAUGACUUUUUGGUCGUCUUAUUCAUCACAAUACUUCAAGUUUGUAUAAGUUUAACCCUCUUUGGCACUAUU
Messenger RNA from Seminavis robusta, 1618 nucleotides. NCBI's taxonomy places the organism in Eukaryota, Bacillariophyta, Bacillariophyceae, Naviculales, Naviculaceae. The record is from the annotation of a GenBank genome assembly.